AUGAGCGAGGAAGAGAAAGAGAGCGAUCAGAGCGAAGAGGAUGAUGGUGAAGACUCUGAUCAAAGCGAAGAGGAUGACGAAGAGGAGGAGGAAGACGAGUCUAGUGCAUCAGAGCAAGAAGAAGAAGAUGAUGAUGAUGACGGCUCAGAGGAUGAAGAUGAAGAAGAUGCAUCAUCGCCAUCUGAGUCAGAAGAAGAGGAAAAAGAAUCAGAGAAGAGCCCGUCAAUCUUGAAGAAGUCCAAGGGCACAGAGCCUGAGAAGAAAGAGAAAGGCCACAAUAAGGGCAAAGAGACAGAAGAGAAGAAGGGCAAAGAGAAAGAAGGCAAAGAGAAAGAAGAGAAGAAGGGCAAAGAGAAAGAAGAGAAGGGCAAAGAGAAAGACGAGAAGGGCAAAGAGAAAGAAGAGAAGGGCAAAGGGAAAGAAGAGAAGGGCAAAGAUAAGAAGACAGAUAAGGAAUCCACAAAAGGCAAGAAGGAGAAGAAAGAGAAAAGCGCCAAGGAGACGGAAGAUCAGAAGAACAAGAAAGAUGAUGGCAAAGGAGGGAAGGACAAAAAAGAGAAGGAUAAGAAUAAGAAGAAGAAGAAGGACAAGAAGAAGCUUGAAGAUGCAGAGGGCAGAGUCAAUUCAUCCACGCACCAUACACAAUGGCAAGCCUACAAGCGGUGGAUCAGGAACAAGAAACGCUUUCCCAGCUCCCUGGCAGCCAAAAUCAACACCAACGAAGGCCGCAGCGAGCUUUUCAAGACUUGGGUUGAAUGUGGGGGGAAAGAGAAAGAGGUCAUCCUAAGGUGCACCCAAGAACUCGAAGAAGCAAACCGUUCAGAAGUGCGGUAUGGCUUUCGAUCGGAAAAGUGGCUUGCUGACAACCAUGGCCAAAAAAAGGCAGACAAAAUCAUUGAAAGGAAGAAAAGCCAAGGCCUGUUCAUCAGUGACCCAGAGUGCGAAGACGAACAGCUCUUUUUCGUGCUCGUCAACAUCGACAUCAGCAACAUCAAUGAACUUCGCAGGAUUACCCAAAUGGAGGUGAAGGGCGGGGUGUCAUCGGAGAUGCUCAAAGCCUUUACGGACCAAGGGGGCGUUUUGGAUCCCAAAGCUUUGAAGGUUGGGGACUUUGACAAGUCUGGAGGGAUGGCAAAGGCGCUGGAGUUCGCAGAUGUGGGCAACAAGAAAGGUGGCAAGAAGAAUAAAGGCAAGAUCACGCAGGGAGAGAACAAAGAAGAAAAGAAAGAAGAGGGUCAGGUGGUUCCACGAACGCCGCUUGAGCUGGCAACGAACCUGAUCACCAAAGUCCUGAAGGAUGCCAACACAUGCCGGGACAAUGCAUGUCGCCUACAGCCGCUGGAGAUGAGUGACCAACUCAUUAAACAACUUCGAGCGGUCGAGCAUGGACUUCAAGAGCAAGCAGGCAAACUCCAGGAGCUGGUCAACAAGGGGAAGAACAAGGGUAAGCACUACAAGGAGAUCACGGCAGAGGUGGAAACAUUGACCCAGCUCGCAAAAGAGAAGGUGGAACUUGCGAAGGCUUUGCUUCGCGCAAGUGUCAAAGCAAAGACACCGGCGCCUAAGGCAAAAGCUGAAGCAAAAGCGGAACCCAAAAGAAAGGGUGGUGAAGAGUCCUCAGGUGCAAGCGCAAAGAAGAAGAAAGAGUGA
Molecule: messenger RNA, 1650 nt
Organism: Durusdinium trenchii
Lineage: Eukaryota; Dinophyceae; Suessiales; Symbiodiniaceae
Source: the annotation of a GenBank genome assembly